This is a messenger RNA of Cotesia congregata, 864 nucleotides long. Lineage: Eukaryota; Metazoa; Arthropoda; Insecta; Hymenoptera; Braconidae. The record is from the annotation of a GenBank genome assembly.
AUGGCGAAGAAUCAGGCAAUAUUUCAACUAAAUGAUUUAUUCGAUGAUCACGAAGAAAUCCUAAUUUACGAUGAUCGAUAUUUGAAAUGUAUUGUUAAUCCUAAACCCCAAGCCGCACGUGAUUUUGAAGACGAAAAUCCUGGUAUCAAAGUGAAGCAGUGUCCUGCACACUUAACUUUUAGGACAACUACGGAUAAACAGCACCUAACAAUUACUCAAUUUGAACCAGAGCACGAUCACGAUCCAUCAGAUAGAACUCCACGACUGAAAGCGUGUAAACAACAGGUUGCUAAGAACAAAAUUCGAGACACUGUAAUUGUAAAUCAUAAACAGAAUCUCGACGAUUCAGUUAACUCUUCUGUUCUCAAUUUGCCAGACGAUCAACAAAUUCAAUCUCCUAUUAUCACUGAAUCAAACGCUGAAGUUUUGUCCUCACUGCCAGAAACCGCCGAUGAAUCAAUUAAUAUUGCUGAUAUCGCCGUAGUUUGUGAAGAAGAUUUCGACAUCUUAUUAAAAAAUAUGGAGAUUAAUAUUAGAUCUGCGCUCCAUAAAGAAAAGCAGAACCAAAAAAUCUAUCGAGUAAAUCAGAUGCUGAAUGGCAUUAAUAAUAAUGAAAACAAUUUUGGUGUUGCGUCAAAAGUUGAAAAUUUAUCAAUUUACUUGAGCCGAUCUCGUGGACGCAAUCGAGGUCGAAAAAAUCGAGUUAUCGGUCUACCAGCUAGUAAAAGAAACUACUCUAUAAAAUCAUUUGAUGAGUUGAGAGAAGGUCAGAAAAAAAAGUACAUUUUAAAGCUAAUGUUCGAUGAUGAAGAUUUUAUUAAGGACAUUAUUUUACGUAUAAAAAAAUUGAGUUGUCAAACUUGA